AAAUCCACGCGAUUUUCGGCAUCGCGCACGAGAGAGACCGAGGCCACCGACCCGCCGCGCCAAGUGCCAACCCAACCCGACCGACGCCACCCCCACCCACGACGCGCAUAUAUGCCGCCGCCGAGCCUGACCACGGGGCGCGACCCUGCCGCCGCCGUGGGCACCGUCGCCACGCGCCGGCGCAAGGAAGAGACCAAGGUCCACCCGGAAGCGGCGGCGGCGCCAGCCAGGGCGACCGGCGCGUGCGACGAGGCCGAUAGGAAGAUGGGCGCGGCGGCGGAGAAGGUGGGGGAGUGGAGGAGGCCCGAGUGGCGCUCGGCGGUUGGGGUGCUGCGGCGGCACCCGGCGCCGGCGCUGUUCGGCUGCGGGCUGCUGCUCUUCAUGGCCGUCGAGUACAGCAUCCCCAUGGUCAAGCCCGACGCGCCGCCGCUCGACCUCGGGUUCCUCGCCACCAAGGGGAUGCACGCCGCCGUAGCCGCGCGGCCCUGGCUCAACUCGCUCCUCGCCGCGCUCAACACGGUCUUCGUCGCGAUGCAGGCAGCCUACAUCCUGUGGGCCAUCCUCGUCGAGCAGCGGCCGCGCGCCGCCGUCGCCGCGCUCAUGAUGUUCACCUGCCGGGGCCUGCUCGGCUGCGCCACGCAGCUCCCGCUCCCCGAGGAGUUCCUGGGGUCCGGGAUGGACUUCCCCGUGGGCAACGUCUCCUUCUUCCUCUUCUUCUCGGGCCACGUCGCGGGUGCGGUGAUCGCGGCCGCCGACAUGCGCCGCGAGGGGCGCCUGGCGCUGGCGCGGCUCUACGACAUGCUCAACGUGAUUCAGGGGGUCAGGCUGCUCGCGUGCAGGGGGCACUACACCAUCGACCUGGCCGUCGGCGUCGGCGCGGGGAUCCUCUUCGACACGCUCGCCGGCUGGUACUUCGACGGAAAGAACGUCGUCGACGGCGGUGUGCCGGAGACGCACUGCCGCAGCUGCCAGUGCCACAAGGCUCUCCUCUCACGGUAGCUUAUUGAUAGGCCCCCAAGUGCCAACCAUCAACGGCCAAUUGGGCAUUAAUAUUCAUGUCAUUUUUUAAAUAUUUUUGUGGAGUCAUUUUUAUGUAAGAGAACUCAAAUGCUACUUACGGAUAUGUAAUUGUACAAAUUGUC
Messenger RNA from Phragmites australis (common reed), 1142 nucleotides. RefSeq names its product phosphatidylcholine:diacylglycerol cholinephosphotransferase 1-like. The transcript has 2 exons. Bases 112 to 999 code for a protein of 295 amino acids. NCBI's taxonomy places the organism in Eukaryota, Viridiplantae, Streptophyta, Magnoliopsida, Poales, Poaceae. Gene Ontology annotation, molecular function: diacylglycerol cholinephosphotransferase activity. The record is from RefSeq and is a predicted model, not a curated record.